Punica granatum (pomegranate) is the source of this 1468-nucleotide messenger RNA. Lineage: Eukaryota; Viridiplantae; Streptophyta; Magnoliopsida; Myrtales; Lythraceae. The record is from RefSeq and is a predicted model, not a curated record.
GGCAUGUGUUGGGUGAGGUGCCGUAUUCGUGCUUUGGUUUCAUCCGUCGAUGCUAAUCGCAUGUUCAGUGCGCGAGUUUGACGGUGAUGUGAUUCGCGAGCUGGAAGGAAGGGGAAUGAGAGGAGAGGAGAGGAGUAGAGAUUGAGGAAGAAAGUAUUGCGACACUACAUGAUAUAUGACAGUGCUUUCCUCCACUGCAUCCAUGAAAGCUGUCUUGUUGUCUGUCGCCUGUAUCACUUUCUGUCAUAAUGUCACAAAUUUGACGCAUUUCACUGACAAAUCCAACUGACACCAGCAUAUGGGUAGCGAAACAAUCCCUGGGCUUUAUCCCUUGCACCGCACUAAAACUCUUCAUCUGGUGAGACAUGCACAGGGAUUUCACAAUGUAGAAGGAGAAAAGGACUACAAGGCAUACCUCUCUUACGACCUACUUGAUGCUCAGCUCACCCCUCUCGGCUGGCAACAGGUACAUAAUCUGCGAAAGCAUGUUCAAGCAUGUGGUCUAUCAAAGAAGAUCGAACUUGUUAUUGCUUCUCCCUUGUUGAGAACAAUGCAAACAGCAGUUGGAGCCUUUGGUGGUGAAGGCUACACAGAUGGAAUAGAUGCACCUGCCUUGAUGGUUGCUAAUGCAGGGCAAAGUAAUCACCCCGCUAUUUCGAGUCUCAACUGCCCACCCUUUAUCGCUGUAGAACUUUGCCGAGAACAUUUGGGGGUUCACCCGUGCGACAAGAGACGGAGCAUUACUGAGUAUCGAUCUCUCUUUCCUGCAAUUGAUUUCUCACUGAUUGAGAAUGACGAGGAUGUCUUGUGGAAACCUGAUGUAAGGGAGAAGGAUGAAGAAGUUGCCAUCAGAGGAAUGAAGUUUCUGAAUUGGUUGUGGACUAGGAAGGAGAGAGAGAUUGCGAUUGUCAGUCAUAGCGGAUUCUUGUAUCAUGCGCUUAGCAACUUUGGAAAUGAUUGCCAUCCCCAGAUAAAGAGCGAAAUAUGCACACACUUUGCCAACUGCGAGCUUCGGUCUGUAGUUAUCGUCGAUAGAAGUAUGAUUGGAUCAAACUCCUCCACUACUAACUUUCCUGGCAAAAUCGCCGACGGACUUGGUCUCCCAAGCGAUGCUGCAGAGAAAAAGGAUUAACAAGUUGAAGUACUUGGAGGAGAAUUGACUUCUGAAUCUCCGGUACUUCAAGGAGAUAAUUGUCUCCGUAUAUCUGAUGACAAAUUCGUCUUGGUUUUAUAUACCCGAUUCAUAAGAUUACAGCAAUUCAUUGAAGUUGAUUUUCAAUUGUUAUGCUAUCAUAGGAUCGAUAUCACAUGAUCUAACUCAUCAUUGUUUAGUUCUGCGUCUUUUCGAGUUCUUUCAUAGACGUCAAUUCAUCAAGAAACAAGUAUCUGUAACCUCACUCGAGGUCUGAUGCAGAAACUGUUGUUGGUAUCGUAAAAUUGAAGGAAUAACAGAAUUUUUUUUUCCGCA